Molecule: messenger RNA, 1936 nt
Organism: Gekko japonicus
Lineage: Eukaryota; Metazoa; Chordata; Lepidosauria; Squamata; Gekkonidae
Gene: FAM114A1
Product: family with sequence similarity 114 member A1
Exons: 14
Coding region: 75-1730 (551 amino acids)
Source: RefSeq, a predicted model, not a curated record
CGUGGCCGGGCGGAAAGAGGAAAGUGCAGGGGCCGCGCCGGGGAACGGGCUCCGCUGCUCUGCGAAUUUUAAAAAUGUCUGGCGGCACUCAUGAUGCAACAGUUAAAGAGAAAAACAGAGACAUGGUGGAACCAAGAAGUAUUGUUUCAAUCUCUGCCACAGAGAUACAGAGCGAAAUACACAAUGAAAUGCAACAUGAGACGCAAGUUUCUGAAUGCCCAGACAAUGGACAGGAAGGGGACCCGGCCAUAGCAGGGCAUCCUUUGAAUGAGGACUGCUCUAGUGGAGACAUAGCUGAGAUUGAUCCCGGUGAAUGCAGCGAGACUGUGAACCUCCAACCAGAACCUGAAUCUGAAAUACUGAAUGAACAGAGUAGCCCAGAUGUGGAUUCACUGUCUAAAGGGAGUAGAUGGACAACUUGGGGAUCGUGGGGCCGGUCCCUGCUUUCAACAGCAUCUGCCACAGUUGGGCAAGGAUUUACAGCAGUUAAGGAAAAAGCAGCUACCCUUGGACUUCAUGGCCCUCCUUCUGACGCCGCAGACGAUCCUCCUCUUGACACAGAUGAAAGCUCCAUCACAGACUCUGAGGAGAUUAUACAGGAAACCUCCUUAGACAGCCCACCCUUGUCUUCGUCUCCCUCAGGCUCACGUGGAGUGUUUUCUACCCUCUCUAGUGCAGUGCAGAAUACGGGGAAGAGUGUCUUAACUGGUGGACUUGGAGCUUUGGAAUUCAUUGGCAAGAAAACUAUGAAUGUCCUGGCAGAAAGCGAUCCUGGAUUUAAGAAGACCAAAACGCUGAUGGAAAGAACAGUAUCCUUAUCUCAGCUUUUGCGGGAAGCGAAAGAGAAGGAGAAGCAGAGACUGGCCCAGCAAGUCACAUUUGAACGGACAGCGCACUACGGGCUGCUUUUUGAUGAGUUCCAAGGUCUGUCUCAUCUGGAAGCCCUGGAAAUUCUGUCUAAUGAAAGUGAAGCCAAGGUACAGUCAUAUUUGGCAUCGCUUGAAGGGGAGGAGUUGGAAACAGCCAAAACUGCUUUGAUUGCUAUUAAGGCCAUCUUUUUCCCAGAAGAAUCAGAUAAUGAAGAUGAUGAAACAAAAACAGCAGAAGACAUGGGAGAUGAGUUUGUGACUAAACUUACAGAACUGCUGUUUGAGCUGCAUAUUGCAGCCACUCCUGACAAGCUAAACAAGGCUAGAAAGAAAGCUUAUAAUUGCUUGGAAGAAGCCAGUCUCCUCACCUCUACAGAAAUUCAGGAGCAUCAAGAAGAGAAGACUAAAGAGGAAGGAGAAAAAGAAAGUGAAGAAGAGCCUCAAACAGAAGAAUCUGAAAACAGAGAAGGGGAAAAAAUGAAAACAAUAGAGGAAAUUUACACGUCGUCUAUCGAGAGCCUCGCCGAGGUGACAGCCCGUUGCAUUGAGCAGCUCCACAAGCUAGCAGAAUUAAUUCUCCAUGGCCAGGAAGUGGAAAAGCCUGCGCUGGAUCAGGCAAAAGUCCUAACAGACUUGACAAGUGCCAUGUGCAACGAAGUGUCAUCCUUAUCAACAAAAUUUUCUGAUUUAUUAACUGCCGCUGGGAGCGACAAAAAAGCUGAGGUCCUUAAUCCAAUGGUCAAUAGUGUACUAUUAGAGGGCUGCAACAGCACUGCUUACAUACAAGAUGCUUUCCAGUUAUUGCUUCCAGUUCUCCAAAUGUCCCAUAUCCAGACUAACUGUUUGAAAUUACAACAGUGACCAUCUCCCAGUUAAAAGAACCAUCAGCCUGAUUUCUUUGUCGUGUUUGUAGCCCAAAAAUAAAGCUGAUAGGCCAUGAAGGAACCAUUUAGGAACACAAAAUGCAAUUUUGCACAUCAGAUAACACUUUUGUAUUUAGCUAGAACUGUUUAAAUGCAUUAUUACCGCAUUCCCCCCCCCCCCGUUCCUUGCAUUAAUUUAAGGUA